Messenger RNA from Lutzomyia longipalpis, 5195 nucleotides. RefSeq names its product regulatory-associated protein of mTOR (gene raptor). NCBI's taxonomy places the organism in Eukaryota, Metazoa, Arthropoda, Insecta, Diptera, Psychodidae. The transcript is spliced from 6 exons. Gene Ontology annotation, molecular function: protein-macromolecule adaptor activity; protein binding. The record is from RefSeq and is a predicted model, not a curated record. Gene Ontology annotation, biological process: positive regulation of protein serine/threonine kinase activity; TORC1 signaling; cellular response to starvation. Gene Ontology annotation, cellular component: cytoplasm; TORC1 complex. Bases 289 to 4143 code for a protein of 1284 amino acids.
UACGCAAGUUUCAUGCCCAUUCCGCGCAAUUGCUUUGGGGGCGCUGAUGUUCACAAAAGAGAAUAACUUGAGAGGUUUUUUUUUGCAAUUUUUGUGCGUGUGCUUUUGAAUUUUCCUCAAUUUUCCAGUAAAUUAGUGAAUAUCACUGCCAAAGUGCUUCUGAAUACCCUACCCCGCUAUCCUGGGAGCGCGAUGAGUGGGUGAGAGGAAAAUCUCAAGAGGAUUUGCAGAAGAACCACACCUGCAGCUCGGGGACAUUUGGACGGGGAAGACUAAGGGUGCAGCAGGAUGAGUGAUUUGGUUGUGAAGUACGUUGGAGGCGAUGAGGAUCAGGCUGAAAAUUACGACGGAAUUCCGCUUUGCUUCUGCAAAAAACGUCAUACGCAGAUGAUCCAGGGAGUGGAAUGUACAGCUCAGAGCUGGAGGAUGAAGGAGAGGAUGAAAACAGUCAGUGUGGCCCUGGUGCUGUGCCUCAAUGUUGGCGUCGAUCCACCGGAUGUGGUGAAGAUCCAACCAUGCUCACGCCUCGAAUGUUGGAUUGAUCCGUCAUCGGUGAGCCCGCAGAAGGCGCUGGAGAUGAUUGGGUCGAAUUUGCAGAAGCAGUAUGAGCGAUGGCAACCACGUGCGCGGUACAAGCAGUCCUUGGAUCCCACAGUGGAGGAUGUGAAGAAGCUGUGUACGUCCUUGCGGAAGAAUGCAAAGGAGGAGCGCGUGCUGUUUCACUACAAUGGACACGGUGUACCCCGGCCGACGGUUAAUGGGGAGAUUUGGGUGUUCAAUCGCACCUACACGCAAUACAUCCCGCUCUCAAUCUACGACCUACAAACGUGGAUGGGAGCCCCCUCAAUCUACGUGUACGACUGCUCCAAUGCCGGCAUCAUUGUUAACUCCUUCAACACAUUCGCCGAUCAGCACGAACGGGAGAUGGAGCAGAUGCACGCCCAAGCGGGUGGAAUGCGAAAUUCCCCACCUGUGCAGAGCCCGUCGUACAAGAAUUGCAUCCAAUUGGCAGCAUGUGCGGCGAAUGAAAUUCUCCCCAUGAACCCCCAACUUCCGGCUGAUCUCUUCACGGCAUGCCUCACAACACCCAUUAAGGUGGCUCUGAAGUGGUUCACAUUGCAACCAACGGCAAAGCUCGUGCCGCAUGUGAGCUACGAUCUCAUUGAGAAGAUCCCGGGGCAGCUGAAUGAUCGCCGCACAAUGCUGGGUGAACUGAAUUGGAUCUUCACAGCCAUCACUGACACAAUUGCAUGGAACACACUACCGCGUGAUUUAUUCCAGAAGCUCUUCCGGCAGGAUCUCCUCGUUGCCAGUCUCUUCCGUAAUUUCUUGCUCGCCGAACGCAUCCUUCGCUCAUACGACUGCACCCCCAUCUCCAAUCCGCCUCUCCUCCAGGGCUUCCGGCAUCCCAUGUGGGCAGCCUGGGAUCUCGCCCUGGACUUGGCACUGUCCCAAUUGCCGGGCAUCCUGAAGCGCGGGGAACCCUUCCAGCAUUCGCCAUUCUUCGAGGAACAACUCACGGCGUUCCAGGUGUGGCUGGAUCGGGGCUCCGAGGAGCGCAAUCCCCCGGAACAGUUGCCAAUUGUACUGCAGGUGCUCCUGUCGCAGGUGCACCGUUUGCGUGCCUUAGAGCUACUUGGGCGCUUCCUGGAUUUGGGGCCGUGGGCCGUCAAUCUCGCCCUCAGCGUCGGAAUCUUCCCAUACGUCCUCAAGUUGCUCCAGAGCUCUGCCAAGGAGCUACGACCACUCCUUGUGUUCAUUUGGACCAAAAUCCUCGCUGUCGACAGUACUUGUCAGGUUGAUUUGGUUCGUGAUCAGGGCCACAAGUACUUCCUGUCUGUUCUGCAGGAUUCCACAAUUUCAGCUGAAUAUCGUACACAAUCGGCUUUCGUACUUGCCUGCAUCGUCCACAAUUACCCACAGGGGCAGAAUUAUGCCCUCCAGGGGUCCCUCGUGUCAAUCUGCCUCCUCCAGAUAUGCGAUGCAAACUGGAUGCUGCGGCAAUGGUUGGCAAUUUGUUUGGGGCAAUUGUGGCAGGACUACGACAAGGCACGUUGGUCAGGAGUGCGGGAUUUAGCGCACGAAAAACUCCAACCAUUGCUCGUGGAUCCCGUUCCGGAGGUUCGUACGGCGGCUGUUUUUGCUCUUGGAACAUUUAUAAGUUCCGUGAAGAAGCGAUCGGAUCACGCGAAUAACAUUGACAGAUCAAUUGCAACAACUCUCCUCACAACGUGUGGCAAUGAUAUGUCGCCAUUGGUACGGAUGGAACUUGUGGCGGCACUCCAGUGGAUGGUGUUGCUGUUCCAGAAACAAUUCACUGGUGUCUUCCUGCAGGAGCCGUCGUCACACAAUCAAACACACAGCCUGGAAAGGAAUGUGAACAUGAAGCGUGUCUCCAGCUCAAGUAGUAUCAUGUCAAUGGGUGUGUCCUCCAUGACGAGCUACGGCGCAUCAGGGACGAUUAGUCUUGUGGGCUUUGGCUCGAUCUACAUGAAGCUGUGGCAGAGUUUCACUCAAUUGGCGCGAGAUCCGUACCCGAAGGUGGCAGCAAUGGCGCAGAAGGUGAUUGACUUUGUGCGCAAUCAUGCUGUUGUGGAGAUUGAGGCGAAGGAGGCAACGUCCGAGAAGUUCAGCUAUAGCCUCCCGCCGAGCCCCAAUACGCGCGUCAACUACCUAGACAGCUCGUCGCCGCGACAACUGCCGAAUGGCAUCGCCACACCCAAUGCCACUCAGUAUCUAUCCACUGGCUCCGGGCAGUCUCAGGGCACACCACCGACAUCCUCACCGGAUUCACGGACAGGCCUCAGGGGGGCGGCUAAUCACUCACGCAGUAGCAACAAUGGGCGUUCGCUUCACAGUCGGAUCUCAGAGGAUGGGGAAUCAACGAGUUCUCAGGAGGAACGAACGCUGAUCCCAAUUGUAACAACGGACUUUAUUCCAUGGGCUGUGAGUCAAUUCUCGCGUCCAACACGACGAACGGCCCUCGGGGCGGAUAUCACGGAGGACGAUGAUGCAAUGUACGAUCGCGAUGCCCCAGAAUAUCUGGAACGUGUACGACGAUUUAAGCGCAAUGUGAAAUUGCGUCGUGAAGCGAGUGAGCAGCAGAGUCGUGUGCCAUUCCUGCGGAUGGAGAAUCAAAUUUGGAUCUGCCGAACGCCGCAUACGCCGAAAAUUGUCAAAUUCCAUCCGUAUGAACCGCAAAUUGCAGCUGCAUUCAGGGAGCGGGUCACAAUACACGACUGGCGGACACAGACGAUGCACUCGUAUGUGCCGGAUGUGCAGCAGCAGGCACAGCGACAGCCAGCAUUUGGGGGUAUGGCGACACAGUCACGGUAUGCACGGGUGACGAGCCUUGAGUUUAUCAAUGCGCACGAUCGGUCGCUAGUUCUGGUGGGCUAUGAGGAUGGAUGUGUGAGAUUGUGGCGGCCGCCAGAGGGUGAGGCGGACGAACCGCGACUUGUGACAGCGUGGAGGGCUCUUCCGGUGGAUGCGGCAACGGGGCAGCAUUCCAAGGCUGUGGGUGCUGUGGGUCUCGUGACGUCGUGGCAGCAGAACUAUCAGACGCUCGUGGCUGCGGGGGAUUUCAAGUACAUUCGGCUGUGGGACACGGAGAGGGAGCUCAAAAUGGGUGAUAUUGCAACGGAUACGGAUUCACCGGUGCGAACGCUCUCAAGUGCACCAAAUGGCAUCAUUGCAGCGGGUUGCAUGGAUGGGAGUGUGCGACUCUUCGAUAAACGAUGCUCCCCGCAGGUUUUGACCACCUACAUGGAGCACACGGCGCCCAUUUUGGAUGUCUGCCUCAGGGAUGAUUGUGAAAAUGUGAUCUCCGGAUGCUCUCAAGGAAACAUUCGUUGCUUCGAUAUACGACGGAAUAUGUCCAUUCAACGAUGGGAUACAGGAUCAAAUGUCACAGCAAUUACAAUUCAUCCAAAGGGCGACAUUGUGGCGUGUGGUGGCCAAUGUAUCAACACGUACGGCCUGGAUGGACGAAAUUUGGGUACAAUUCGCAGCUACGAGGGUUUCAUGGCAUCCAAAAUCGGGCAAACAUCCUGCCUGGCUUUCCACCCGUUCCGCGUAAGUCUCGCCGUGGGUAGUGUUGACAACGUUGUGGCUGUCUACAGAGAUGAAAAUCGACGAUACUGAAGAGGACGCGGUGAGCUUUUCAAGGAAUUCUUCUAUUUGCCUGGAAUUUUAUUUUAUUUUUGCGUAUCGUGAAAAACAUUGAAUCAGGGAGCAAUUUAAAAGGGUUUCAAGCACGAAUGCUCCAAAAAAAACUUCUCUGCAAAAAAAAAUCAUGAGAUUAAUCUUUGCAAAGUGAAAAAGAAAUAAGAGUAACUGUGAGACAAUUUGCUAUGCUAAUUCCCUGGCAAAUGCAGAGAAAAAAUCACAUAUUGAUGGCUUUACAUUUUUUUUUGCUGAAUCAAUAUUAAUAUAAUAUAUAUUUUUGAAGUUAAAAAAAAGUUUAAAAACAUUGUGAGAGUGUAAAAAGUUUAUUUUCUUUAUUUUUUUAAAUGAUGUAUGUAAAAAAUCAAGCUUUCCUAAGACACUUAAUUUGUAUGCGUUAGAUUUAAAAGAAAAAUAAUAAGAAAAAAGUGAAAUAACGGGUUUAAAACGAGAAAUUCUAACUUGGAUAAAGUGAUGAAUUUAUCUCGUCACUAUUAAGGCAAAAAAAAGUAGUGUAAAAAGAUGAAUAAUAUUUUAUCCUAUAAGAAAAUGCGUUUAUUGCGAGAAAGGAGAAGUUUUAUCUCUCAACAAAAAGCCAUACAUUUAGUUCAUGUUAGUUAACCAUCAUCAUUAAGUGAAGAAAAAAAAAAGAAUUGUAAGUAACCAUCGAGACGCUAUACAGACUUUUAAAAGAGAAAGAAACUAAAAAAAAAUGCUUGCUUAUGGAAAAAAAAGAAAAGCCAUGUUUUCCGCAAUUUUUUUCAUUUAAUUCUUCAGAGCACAUUACAAAUUCCAAAAAUAUUUUUAAACAAUAAAAAAAACACAACAAAAUGAUUUUAAAAUAACUUAUUAAGUGAAUUCCAAUCGUGGUUUAUUAUUCUUUUAAAAAAAAGCCUACAAAAGAGGUUUUUAUUAGAGAACCAAUAGUUGAGAAGAAGAAAAAAUAAGAAGUUUGAGGCAAAAUGCGUGAAAACUUUUACUUUCAAGCCUGAGGAAUUAAAGAAAAGAAUAAAAAAAGUGUUUUGUCGAAA